Molecule: messenger RNA, 1148 nt
Organism: Drosophila mojavensis
Lineage: Eukaryota; Metazoa; Arthropoda; Insecta; Diptera; Drosophilidae
Exons: 2
Coding region: 295-945 (216 amino acids)
Source: RefSeq, a predicted model, not a curated record
GGUAGUUCAACUUUGCUCUACGAUGAUGUCGGACUUUACAAAGACUCACAAUUUUAAAAAAUUUCAAAUAAUUUUAUAUGUCAUUCAUAACUUCAAUAUACUAAAAGUAUAUUGCAUAUUGACAAAAUAUGUGGAUUAAUAAUAAAGACAUCGCAAUAAAUUUGGUUUCAAACUUCCAAUAAUCGAUAUUAAAAGAACUAUUAGGGCUGCAUCAACUGUCGUCACGAAUCCUUCGUGGCAGCUGAAGUUUAUAAUUACGUUGAGCGAAGUUUUAGAAGAGAAGUUUUCCAAAUUAUGAAUGCGUUCGCCCACUUGGAUCUCUUUGAUGGCAUACCAGCCAAAUGCCCCGUGAAGGGCUGCUACCUGAAGAUGACGCCCCAGGAGCUGAUGGCGCAUGUGCUGAUGCGUCAUCGGCCCGAGGACUCGAUGCUGGAGAUUGGCGCCGACUGGCACACGGUGUACGACCUGGACCUGGCCAAGCUGGCGCCCGGCUGCAAUCACGUGGUGGGCGUCAUUGCGUAUGCCGGCUCCAACAGAGUGAGUUGCAGCCGUCCCAUCGGACCGGAGCUGCAGCUCGUGAAUCAUCUGCCCAUAUUGCUAAUGAUGUACAUCAGCCCGCCGGCGCCCAAUCUGGAGCAGAUGUACGUGCUCUAUAUGAUAAGUCCGGUGGCCUCGCGCCGGGUAAGCGCCCAUGUCAGCCUGCUGAACGGGCCGGUGGGCCGCGAGGUGCGGGGCGUGCGCUGCCUGCGCAAUUUCUUGGAUCCCCCGCUGCUGGACAGCGAGGAGCUGCUCCACAGCAACAUGGACUACCUGAUCUACACGGCAACGGACGUCUGGGAGCACUGCACCGCCGGCGACCGCUGCAAGCUCCAGUUCAAGGUGGUGCUGCAGGGUGAGCCGAAUCUGUUCGAAGCGCAGGAGAAUCGUCAAAGCGACGCCCAAUGACUCAACGCCGUCGGAUGCCAAACAGCUGGCCCACAGACUAACCCCCGCCCUCCCUCCUACCUCUAAAAAAAAAAAAAAAAAAAAAAAAAAAAAAAACUAUCGAAUCCAUUGACGCACUCUUGCGGGCCUGAGUGCCUGUCAAUAAUACUUUGCUCUUGUUGUUGUUGUUGUUAUUGAAUGAAACGUUGUUUAGCUGUCAGAAA